AAAUUAAAUUGUCAAAAUCUCUCUCUCUCUCUCUCUCUCUCUCUCUCUCUGCGCGCAAACGUGUCCAAAGGCUCACCGAACCAUUGUCCAACCGGAGCCGCCCAAAAGGCUUCCCUCGUGACUUGCGAACCUUAUCCAACAAAAGGGCACAUCCGUCAUUCACCUCAAGGCCUCGCUGCUCCGCUCCUCUUAAACCCAACAGAAACCCCUAUGAUUCCCGUCGACAGCAGGGUCAUUUUCGUCAUUCACCCCUUCUUGUUUAUAAUAUCUGCCCCCUCUGAAUAAAAGGAACUCAUUUCGCCGUCCAGCGGAGGGAAAAAAAUAUCUAUCAUCCAUCUCCUAUUCCUCCUUCUCCUCACACAGACAAUCUAGAGAUAGAGAGAGACAGAGUGGUAAAGGUUCUGGAGUUCACGAGCUCUCUCACCGUCUCUGCAACUCCAUGAUCAAGCUUUCACGGGCUGCAGCUUCUCCACGAAGUUCGCGGUUAUAGCUCGGACAGCCUCUGAUAUGGAUCGAGCUUCGGUCACGGUUGGUCCGGGCAUGGACAUGCCGAUCAUGCACGACAGUGAUCGGUACGAGCUCGUACGAGACAUCGGGUCGGGGAAUUUCGGCGUCGCCAGGCUUAUGAGGGAUAAGCAGACCGGCGAGCUUGUUGCGGUCAAGUACAUCGAGAGAGGUGAGAAGAUUGAUGAAAAUGUACGAAGGGAAAUCAUUAACCACCGGUCGCUGAGGCACCCCAACAUUGUUAGAUUCAAAGAGGUUAUAUUAACACAAACCCAUCUGGCAAUUGUGAUGGAGUAUGCAUCUGGAGGAGAGCUUUUUGAGCGGAUAUGCAGUGCAGGCCGGUUCAGUGAGGACGAGGCUCGUUUCUUCUUCCAACAACUCAUAUCAGGAGUUAGCUACUGUCACGCAAUGCAAGUAUGUCAUCGUGACUUGAAAUUGGAGAACACUUUGUUGGAUGGAAGCCAGGCUCCUCGUUUGAAGAUUUGUGAUUUUGGGUAUUCAAAGUCCUCAGUGCUGCAUUCACAACCCAAAUCAACUGUUGGAACCCCUGCUUACAUUGCUCCGGAGGUGUUACUUAAGAAAGAAUAUGAUGGAAAGAUUGCAGAUGUAUGGUCCUGCGGGGUGACGCUAUAUGUCAUGUUGGUGGGUGCGUAUCCUUUUGAGGACCCUGAGGAGCCUAAGAACUUCCGGAAGACAAUUCAUCGUAUUUUAAAUGUCCAGUAUUCAAUCCCUGACUACGUUCAUGUAUCUCCAGAGUGCCGCCACCUAAUCUCUAGGAUUUUUGUAGCUGACCCAACAAAGAGGAUAACCAUUCCCGAGAUCAAGAACCAUGAGUGGUUUCUAAAGAACCUACCCACUGGUCUUGUGGAUGAUAAUGCAAUGAAUGAUCAGUUUGAAGAGCCUGAACAACCCAUGCAGAGUAUGGAUGAAAUCAUGGGAAUAAUGUCUGAAGCCACCAUACCUGCGGCUGGGACUCCCAGUCUUAACCAGUAUCUGACUGGCAGUCUGGAUAUCGACGAUGACGACAUGGAUGAAUACCUGGAGUCUGAUCCUGAACUUGACAUUGAUAGUAGUGGAGAGGUAGUGUAUGCGAUGUAAUAAUGGCUUGUGGUCGCCUGCAUUGUGGCCAGAGGUUGUGGAGUGGGAAGUUCAUGGCCCAUUCCUUUGAAGAAUUAGAAAGAAGAAGAAGCUACAAAAUUAUCUUUUUCUGGGAGUUGGGCCUUAGGGUGAGAUUGACUGGGAGGAACUGUCACCCUCCCUUCGUAAAUUGCAAUGAAGUGUUUGUAUCUUUCUUGUGAGAUCAACUUCCCUCACAUCGUCAUCUAUUGUCCCCUUCUUCUAGUGCUGUAUCCUGUUGUUUUGUUGUGUCAUAUAAUGCACUUGUGAUAGGAAGGUAAUGUAACAGUGCUGUAUGAUGGUUAAUGUUUAUUUUUUUGUGUAUCA
Messenger RNA from Malania oleifera, 1947 nucleotides. Its product is annotated as serine/threonine-protein kinase SRK2E. NCBI's taxonomy places the organism in Eukaryota, Viridiplantae, Streptophyta, Magnoliopsida, Santalales, Ximeniaceae. The transcript is spliced from 10 exons. Gene Ontology annotation, biological process: intracellular signal transduction; protein phosphorylation. The record is from RefSeq and is a predicted model, not a curated record. Gene Ontology annotation, cellular component: nucleus. Gene Ontology annotation, molecular function: ATP binding; protein serine/threonine kinase activity. The coding region runs from base 508 to 1602 and encodes 364 amino acids.